This is a messenger RNA of Talpa occidentalis (Iberian mole), 6993 nucleotides long. RefSeq names its product teashirt zinc finger homeobox 2 (gene TSHZ2). Gene Ontology annotation, molecular function: DNA-binding transcription factor activity, RNA polymerase II-specific; DNA binding. Bases 90 to 3200 code for a protein of 1036 amino acids. The transcript has 2 exons. The record is from RefSeq and is a predicted model, not a curated record. Gene Ontology annotation, cellular component: nucleus. NCBI's taxonomy places the organism in Eukaryota, Metazoa, Chordata, Mammalia, Eulipotyphla, Talpidae. Gene Ontology annotation, biological process: regulation of transcription by RNA polymerase II.
GACGACACCCGCGCAGGCGAGAGAGACCGCGGGCCGCGCGCGCGGCUCGGGGCUGGGGCGCCCGAAGUGGGACUGGAGCGGAGUAGAGGAUGCCAAGGAGGAAACAGCAGGCACCCCGGCGGGCGGCAGGCUAUGCCCAGGAGGAACCCCUGAAAGAAGAGGAGGAAAUAAAAGAGGAGUCAGAGGAGGAGGCAGACAAUGGCUCCGGCACUCACCUUCAGGGCGGCAAUGACCCCGGGACAGAUGAGGAGCUGGACACCGGCCCGGAGCAGAAAGGCUGCUUCAGCUACCAGAACUCUCCGGGAAGCCACCUGUCCAACCAGGACGCCGAGAACGAGUCCCUGCUGAGCGAUGCCAGCGACCAGGUGUCCGAGGUCAAGAGCGUCUGCGGCAGGGAGGGUGCGGACAAGAAAGCGGCCGCGCCCCCCAAGCUGCCCCACGAGGCCCACAGCUGCAUGGACAAGAUGACCGCCGUCUACGCCAACAUCCUGUCAGAUUCCUACUGGUCGGGCCUGGGGCUGGGCUUCAAGCUGUCCAGCAGCGAGCGGCGCAACGGCGACCCCCGCCACGGCGGCAACAAGACUGACUUCGAUUGGCACCAGGACGCGCUGUCCAAGAGCCUCCAGCAGAACCUGCCCGCGCGCUCCGUGUCCAAGCCCAGCCUGUUCAGCUCGGUGCAGCUGUACCGGCAGAGCAGCAAGGUGUGCGGGACCGUGUUCACCGGGGCCAGCCGGUUCCGGUGUCGCCAGUGCAGCGCCGCCUACGACACCCUGGUGGAGCUGACCGUGCACAUGAACGAGACCGGCCACUACCAAGACGACAACCGCAAGAAGGACAAGCUGAGACCCACGAGCUACUCCAAGCCCCGGAAACGGGCUUUCCAGGAUAUGGACAAGGAGGAUGCGCAGAAGGUUCUGAAAUGUAUGUUCUGUGGCGACUCCUUCGAUUCCCUCCAAGAUUUGAGCGUCCACAUGAUCAAAACAAAGCAUUACCAAAAAGUGCCUUUGAAGGAGCCGGUCCCAACCAUUUCCUCGAAAAUGGUCACUCCCGCCAAGAAGCGGGUGCUGGACGUCCACCGGCCCUGCUCCCCCGACUCCACCACCGGCUCCUUCGCGGAUUCCUUUUCUUCUCAGAAGACUGCCAGCCUGCAGCUGUCCAAUAGCAACCGCUACGGCUACCAGAACGGCGCCAGCUACACCUGGCAGUUCGAGGCGUGCAAGUCCCAGAUCCUCAAGUGCAUGGAGUGCGGCAGCUCCCACGACACCCUGCAGCAGCUCACCACCCACAUGAUGGUCACCGGCCACUUCCUCAAGGUCACCAGCUCGGCCUCCAAGAAAGGGAAGCAGCUGGUGCUCGACCCGCUGGCGGUGGAGAAGAUGCAGUCGCUGUCCGAAGCCCCGAACAGCGACCCUCUGGCCCCCAAGCCCUCCAGCAACUCGGUGUCUGACUGCGCAGCCUCUACCACCGAGGCAAAGAAAGAGGGGAAGAGAGAGAGACCGGAGGAGACCAGCAGCAAGGACGAGAAAGUCCUGAAAAGCGAGGACUACGGAGACCCUCUCCAGAAGCCUUUAGACCCGACAAUAAAAUACCAGUAUCUGCGGGAGGAGGACCUGGAAGACGGCUCCAAAGGUGGCGGGGACAUUUUGAAGUCACUGGAAAAUACUGUCACCACCGCCAUCAACAAAGCCCAGAACGGGGCCCCCAGCUGGAGCGCCUACCCCAGCAUCCACGCCGCCUACCAGCUGUCCGAGGGCCCCAAGCCUUCUCUGCCCAUGGGAUCCCAGGUCCUGCAGAUUCGCCCUAAUCUCCCCAACAAGCUGAGGCCCAUUGCACCAAAGUGGAAGGUGCUGCCACUGGUGCCCAUGGCCACCAACCUGGCCCCCUACACCCAAGUGAAGAAGGAACCAGAGGACACAGAUGGAGUCGGGAAGGAGCGUGGGCAAGACAGUCCCCACGAUGAGGCAUCCUCGUUCAGCCACGGGGAGGGGGAGUCUUUCCCCCAAAGCGAAACCCCCUCAGAAUCCAAAAAGGCUGAGCCUUGUCCCCCGCAGGAGGACGACAAGCUGAUGAAGGAGGGCGGCGAGAAAGAGAAAUCCCAGACGUUGGAGCCGGCGUCUUCUCUGAGCAACGGAUGCGCCCUCGCCCACCAUGCCUCGGCCCUGCCCUGCAUCAACCCGCUCAGCGCCCUGCAGUCCGUCCUGAACAACCACCUGGGCAAAGCCACGGAACCCUUGCGCUCGCCUGCCUGCUCCAGCCCAAGCUCAAGCACAAUCUCUAUGUUCCACAAGUCCAAUCUUGGCGUCUUGGACAAGCCGGUCCUGAGUCCCGCCUCCACGAGACCAGCCAGUGUGUCCAGGCGCUACCUGUUUGAGAACAACGAUCAGCCCAUCGACCUGACCAAAUCCAAAAGCAAGAAAGCCGAGUCCUCGCAAGCACAAUCCUGUACGUCUCCGCCGCAGAAGCACGCGCUGUCAGACAUCGCAGACAUGGUCAAAGUGCUCCCCAAGGCCACCACCCCGAAGCCCGCCGCUUCCUCCAGGGUGCCUCCCAUGAAGCUGGAGAUGGAUGUCAGGCGCUUUGAGGAUGUCUCCAGCGAAGUCUCGACUUUGCAUAAAAGAAAAGGCCGGCAGUCCAACUGGAACCCUCAGCAUCUUCUGAUCUUGCAGGCUCAGUUUGCCUCCAGCCUCUUCCAGACAUCGGAGGGCAAAUACCUGCUGUCUGAUCUGGGCCCCCAAGAGCGAAUGCAGAUCUCAAAGUUUACGGGACUCUCCAUGACCACGAUCAGCCACUGGCUGGCAAACGUCAAGUACCAACUUAGGAAAACGGGCGGGACCAAAUUUCUGAAAAACAUGGACAAAGGACACCCGAUCUUUUAUUGCAGUGACUGUGCCUCCCAGUUUAGAACCCCUUCUACCUACAUCAGUCACUUAGAAUCUCACCUAGGUUUCCAAAUGAAGGACAUGACCCGCAUGGCAGUGGAACAGCAAAGCAAGGUGGAGCAGGAGAUUUCCCGGGUACCGUCGGCUCAGAGGUCUCCGGAAACAAUAGCUGGCGAAGAGGACACAGACUCUAAAUUCAAGUGUAAGUUGUGCUGUCGGACAUUUGUGAGCAAACAUGCAGUAAAACUCCACCUAAGCAAAACGCACAGCAAGUCACCCGAACACCAUUCACAGUUUGUAACAGACGUGGAUGAAGAAUAGCUCUGCAGGUAUGGGUUUGCUCCCAGGGGAUGUGUGAGGAGCCUCUGUAAAGGAGAUGGGUCUGUUUAGCGGCAGCCAGCAUCUCCCAAUGCCAGGUGGAGAGUAGCCUGCUGGGAUAGGAGUUGUUUUUAUGAAAGACUAGCAUGUGAUCUGUAAGUCCCAACGAGCCUCUCAGUUUCUCCCAUGUAGUGUUGGAGAAUAGACUAAAAAUGGGCUUAGAGAGAUGGGGUUCGCAGAUGACUGCUUCUUCCUAUGUGAGCCCCUGAAGUACCCAACUUUCAAGGUCCAGCCAAGGCUACACCUCAUUUUAAUGAUCAAGUACUAUCUUCUCUCACUGUCCCCUAGCACCCCCCUCUUCCCUAGCAAUGCUAAUGACGCCUAAAGUGAUAAAAAGGUGAGAGACAGAAGAAGAUUGUAGUUACUGGGGGCAGGCGCCUAAAGAGAUUUCUUAAUCCGCUCAUGAAUAGCUUCAAGCCGGUCUUCACUAUAAUUACUGUAAUCAGUGCUUUUGCGGCUUCCUUUCAGCAGUUGCUACCUUCCGCUCCCUUCCCUUUGUUUAUUCCCCCCAUUCGGGUUCCUAUGAAAAAGCAUCGGCCUGGUAGUUGGAUGGUAGAAAAAUAUUCUCUGCAGAAUAUGGAGAUGAACAGAGAGGAAACUUAUUCUUAUUUCAUCUAUGGGUUUUCCUUAGGCUAGACAGGUCUAUCACCUUUCACACGGACAGAUGCGGUGCACACCCGUGAGACUUGACCUUCCAUAAAGAAACAAAGGACUUUCAGCACACCCGUUGCCAAUGCACAUGGGGUCCACAGCUUCCAGAUCAUUUGCAUCACGGCAGUUCCGUGCCGUGCACAGUCUCUGCUGCCCAGGCUGUCACCUCCAGCAAAGAGAAUGUAGACCAAGGUCAAAUACCUUGACAGAUCAAGGCCGUUUUCAAACACUGCACAUAAGUAAGGCCGGAUCCUAACCAACCCCUUUCCUCUCCUGUUUGUCUCCUCUCCAGCAUGAGCUGUCCCCACCCCUUCCCCACACAAACAUUAGGAACCCUCAUACAUAUUCAGUCUGCCCUUCCCUCAGACCACACUCCAGGGUGGGCACUCCACUUGACUUCAACCUCUAACACUUGCCAGUCUAUGUCACGUCAUGCCAGGUUAUCAGGAAGCUCUUUGGAUUCCUUCGCAAUAUGAUAGGAACAACAAAUAAUAACUUACCAUGUAAGCCCUCGCCAUUGUCACUAAGUCAUCAAAGGCAAUUUCGGUAGCUACCUGUUUAAAUGAGAGACUUUCAGACCAAGCCACCAAGGAAUGAGCGCUAGCAGAGUUGGGGGUGGAGAAGGGUAUUGAUAGGGUGUGGUGAGGGAAGCCACUGAGCAUGAGAGGGUGAAGAGAGAGAAGGGGCUCAAAAAUGUGAGCUGGGACUGUUGCCUAAGUGAGAAGAUCUGGGAGCCUCUACUGGAGGGGGAGACACCCUAUAUCUCAGCCGGUUACCUGGGUUCAAAUGAAGACAAUUGUUUUGUUUGCAUGUUUUUAUCAUGAUAAUUAAAAUGUGUUACUGGCAGAUUCAUCUCUCGCUUUCCAAGCAUGAUUUGUUCAGCUCACACUGUUGAAAGAAAAGCCGAAGUGCAUCUAUUGAAUCUAUGCGCGAGCUUGGGCUCCAAGAUGUCCUAUUUAUUUGCUAUAGAACAUUUAAAUUUUAUGUAACUUGCUAUUAUACUUUUCUGCUACUUCAAAAAAAAAAAAAAAAGGGUGGAUAGAUACAUAAUUCUCAGAGAGAAGAGCUGUUUCAAAUCCCAUAGUGAUAGGUCCAAACCAUGGUGAAGAGGACAAAUAGGAAUGUUUAUUUGUGCUACAAUAAAGACCAAUUUUCCACCUGUUAGGUUUGUAAUCAUUUUUUGUUUAAUUAAUAUCACUGCCCAAACACUGGAAGAUAUAAAUAGAGGGGAGAAAAGUCAUUUCAGUUAAAACUUGAAACCUACAAACCUAUUCUGGAGAGCGAAAAAUAAACCAAUAAUUUAGGAAAACCUACGCAAAAAAAAAAAAAACACUUCCUCGUGUAUUGAAUACAGAGUUAGCAUGCUUUUUCAUAUCUCUACAUUUACAUAAAGUCAGUAUGUAUGAUCUGGACUUUUGAAACUCCCUAUUAGAAUGAUCACUACAUGAAACCAAAACACCCUUCUAAAGACACCGUGGUGCUGUGAUUCUCAGAGAUGAUGGCAGAAAAGACAGGUCCGAGGAUUUGAGACUCUUUCCAAGCAAUGGGAGUGUUGGGUCUGUGCGCCAGGGCAUCAGCCCGUCUGCAUAACUCUGUCUGGUGCUGGGUGGGCAUAUCUGUGUUAAUGCUAAAGCUCUUCCUGUCGGCCUGAAUGGGUUCUACAGCCGAGUGACAGUAGCUUUCAGAUGCCCAGGGCAGCUAGGAAGGGAUUCCUCCCGCACAGGGGCCUCUGGAGCACCAUCUAUGCGAUCCUGGCCCGCUGCUCCAAAUGCUGCCGGUGUGUGUUUAAAUUAGCACAGAAUGAGAUCUCGCUGUGAUCCGGUGAUGAGACUGUUGCUGGUUGGCGCGUGUGCUGGCACAGGUCGUGCAGAACGCCAGGAGGUUUUAGAAACGUGGUCAAGCUUUUGUGGAAGAUUUGAAAGCUUUCCCCGAUCCAUAUUCUCUGUAACUCAAAUUUACACCUGAUUUUUCUUUCCUUUCUUGGCUAUGUCUUAAAUCCUGCUCAGUGCUAUGCUAUAUUAAAUGCAGCUUUUAUUAAAAAAUAAGUAGAAAUUGUUCAAUGUGUAUCCCGAUGUUUGGAUGUCAGUUAUCUAAGGCAAUUUCAGUAGGUAUUGGGCUAUACCUUUAAAAACUACAAGCUCUUGAAUAAUAGAAAUUAAACAAAGAGCAAAGCAAUGAGUCUGAAAUGCACAAGAACGUGAAAUGAUAGUCAUUAUGGCGUAGUAUAGGAGAUACACGUUUAGCAGCACACCUAGUCUUGAAAUUGGAGGCGGGAGUGAAUUCUGGUGCCGCAGUUGUUGGGGUGAUUUGAUCAAAACACUGGUUGGGGGGACAGCAGGUAGGGUGGCCAAUAAAAUAAGGAGGUGCAGUUGUAGUACAAUUUCAGAUAAACAGCAAACAUUUUCAUUUUAAGCACAUCCCAAAUAGUGCAGAGGUCAUAUUUAUAAUAAAAAAUUCUUUAUCUGAGAUUCAGUAUUGUUCAUCUGAGAGUCAAAUUCAACGUUUUACGAUGAGGAACACUAAUCUGCAUCCCUGGCCAUAUUACAGGGAUUACAUGGCAGUCUGGGAAGAGCCGAGUGAGCAGCGCUAAUUAGUGUCUGUGGAGGCAUCAAUUAUUCCUCAUCCAAAGGAUAAAUAUUUCUCUUUUCCUUCCUCCCUCCGUCCUAUCCUCACUUCCUUCUUCUCUCCUUCCGUCCUGCCUCUGUGUUCCUUUCAUCCCUCACAAGCACGGCCUGUGCUCCCCGGCACCCCAGACUGAGUGAGCCCUGGAAAUACAGAGGAGGCAGCGCUCGGGGUGCUGCGGUGACCAAGUGCCGGGCCUGCGGACACACCGCGCACACGAGCUCACUUCACUCUCGCCAGCAGCCGAGGCGGUCAGCGUGGACUUGGCCGGGUUACAGGCGACAGUGGGGGUGAACAGGUGCCCAAGUGCCCACAAUCUCGGAGCCCCCCUGCAUUUCCACCAUCCAGAAGUCAGGGCUGUCUGCUCCCAGGGAGUAAACCUGAUGGUGACCAGGACAAGGUCAGCCUGCGAGGCAAGGGGCAGACAGGCAGACGGUCCUGGGGGGGAAGCUGAGUGAAUAUG